AUGUCCACGGAUGCAACUGCGAAGGCUGAAUUAUUGCUGGCCGAGCAGGCCAUGUAUGGCCCAUUCUUCGGAACUCUCGGAGUUACCGCAGCCAUGAUUUUCACAGCAGCUGGAUCAGCCUAUGGAACUGCUAAGUCCGGAACUGGAAUUGCCUCUAUGGCCGUUGCUAGACCAGAACUUGUAAUGAAAGCCAUCAUCCCAGUAGUUAUGGCUGGUAUCGUCGCCAUUUACGGUUUAGUCGUAGCCGUUAUUGUAUCCGGAAAAAUUGCUCCCGGAGGCCCUGACUACACCAUUAACUCCGGUUUCUCACAAUUCGCUGGUGGACUUGUGUGCGGCCUUUGCGGACUGGGAGCAGGAUACGCCAUUGGUAUUGCUGGAGACGCGGGAGUGAGAGCCCUCUCACAACAGCCGCGAAUUUUCGUCGGAAUGAUUCUCAUGCUAAUUUUUGCCGAAGUUUUGGGUCUCUACGGAAUGAUUGUAGCCCUUAUCUUGGGAGCCACAUAA
This is a messenger RNA of Auanema sp. JU1783, 504 nucleotides long. NCBI's taxonomy places the organism in Eukaryota, Metazoa, Nematoda, Chromadorea, Rhabditida, Rhabditidae. The record is from the annotation of a GenBank genome assembly.